UCUGUCUUCGCCAUUUGUUUGCAGUAGCAACAUUCCUCAAUUUUAUUUUUGAAUGCUGGUACAAAAGGUCAAAAGAUGAGUCGAGGAGGCAGUAUACCAAGGGGAAAAGAAAAGGAAUCGCUCAAUUCUUCAAGAAAUAUUGAGAGCCAAGCCAAAUUCUGUCAAAGCCGUGUAGCCCUUGUGGAGAAAAAUUAUGGAAAUUUGUGUGAAACACUGGGUUCAAUAACACGUAAAGCUGCUAGACAGAGAGACAAAGGUGAUCUUCUUGCCAAACAGUUACAGGAAUAUGCUAAUUCUGAAAAUAUCAGUCAUUGUACCAAAGCAGGACUCACCCUGUGUGCCCAAAAUAUGUCAGCUAUACAGGACUAUCGUGAGGCAGAGAUUAAAAGACUAGAAGCAAAAGUGGUUCAUCCCUUGAGUGGUUACGGUGAUAUAUGUAAAAAAAAGAAAAAAGAUAUAAGCACAGAAUUAGGAAAUAUAAAGAAAGAACAGAAAACCUUACAACAAUUAGAAAAAGUGAGAACUAAAAGUCCUGGAGAUCAACAUCAAAUUACAAGAGCAGAAACAGAACUGAAGAAAGCCAAUGUUGAUUCUGAGAUGGGAGGAAAAGCUUUAGAGGAACAAAUGGUAGUGUUUGAGAAACAAAGAUUGGGGGAUGUAAAGAAUUCUCUAGCAGAUUUUAUCAACAUAGAAAUGAUAUUUCAUGCCAGAGCUUUGGAAUACUAUGCCAGAUGUUUUGAAAAUAUUGUGAUGAUAGAUGAAGAAAGAGAUUUACAGGAAUUCAAGCGAAAAUUACAAGCAUCUAAAGGAAUGCAUGCAGAUUUUGGCCAGACUUUAGGUGGAUUAUCAGGAGGUUCUAGUACAAUGGGAAGUGACACAUUAGGGACAGGAUCCUCAUACACAUACACAUAUGGAGACACAUCAACAGCUACUGCAUCAGCAUCAGAUGCAAGGAGAGUUAGAAUAAGUAAUACUUCAAUGAUGUAUGAUGAUGAUGAAGAUGAUGAAGAUGAUGAUGAUGAUGAUGAGUACAGCGUACCUAGAAGGACAGGAAUGAGAUGAUUAUAAACAUUUUAACUUAUGUAGUAGCAGUAUAGAUGAAACAAGGACAGAACCAGUUUGGACACCAAUCAUAGUUAAUAAAAAUGCAUGUUAAAUCACUCCAUAGAAAUAACUAUUGAUUUUGUGAAUAUUUCAUGCAUUAACCAAAGUUCAAAUUGGAGAUAGAAUGAUAUUCCACCCACUCGAUAAGUUUUUUCCACUGAAUAAAGGAUUCCUAAACUAGAAGCUAAGUCUUGAAUAAAUCACACAAUGUUAAGUUGAUUCCGAACAAAGAAAAUUGUAUUUGAUCAUGUUAUAUGUAACUUCUUUGUAGAAGUUUUAUAACAAAGAAUGUUAAUACUUAAAGAUAAGCCAUGUACUUAGAAAUGUAAAAAUCCAAGUUCUUGCUCAAUAGGCUGCUUUGGUAAAACCAUGGUUUAGCCUUUGAAGGAAGAAAAAUGUAAGGCUUCACUGUAAAGCACAGGUGUCAUAUACUGCAGUUUUAGUUUUAUUUUGAAGGAAAAGAUAUCAUUUGUACUCCUAAAUGUGGGACCAGAAUAUCUCAUAGCAGUCUAAGUUUUUCUAGGAGAGAACUGAAUUACAUUUUUCGUAGUUGUGGGAAUUUUUUUUCAUCUAUAGCUGGAAAAGGGAUCAUAUAUUUUCACUGUGUGAAAUCGUAUUCUGAAAUAAUAAAAAAGCAUUUAUGUCACUACUUCUUUUUCAAAAUAAAGGUAUGUAAUAUGGUUAAUAAAAGAUUUCUCCAUUCCAAUUACCGGUAUUGGGUCUAGUAUAAAAUUCUGGAAAAAAAAACCAACCCCAAACCUGAGGAUGUUUGUAUGUAAAGUAAAAAUAGUAAAUGUUUGUUUCAGAAGUGGUCAGUAGUGGUCAGUAGUGGUCACUGAUAUUGUAAGUGAGUUUUCAUAGCAGUGUAUUCUCUGCUAAGGGAGCUACCAUUUGAUUUUUAUGGGGGGGCUAGGAUGAAAUUUGAAAAAAAAAGGCAGGACAGAAGUUUUGAGUAAAAAAAUAGGCAGGAUGAGCAACUUGGCAAAAAAAAAAGGCAGGAUGACAAAUUAUGUAUAAAAAAUCAGGAUAAAGUAAUAAAAAAAAAGGCAGGACCGAAUAAAGUGAAAAAUAAAAAGGCACGACCGAGAUUACAACUAAAAAAAAAGGCAGGACAAAAUUUUUCAUCCUAGCCCCCCAUAAAAAUCAAAUGGUAGCUCCCUAAUGGAUGAAAUAAACUAGUGUAGGAUUUCCAUGACAGUUUAUCUGUAUGCUUUUAUUUCUACAAAAAAAAUGCUACAGCUAAGAAAUAAUACACUUGUGUCUUUUAUGUACCAAAAAUUUUAAAACAUUCCAGAUUGAAAAUUUAUUUUUAUUUUUGGUAACAUACAGGUUUUAGUUCUGUUAUAAGAUUUUUGCUCAGAAGUAUUUCUAUGACAUUUGUUUAUUUACAGAAUGAAUAUGUGAAAUAAAACUUUCUCCCAAAGGAGGAAAUAUUUUGAUACAUUUUGUAUAUUUUUCCACUUUGAAAUGAAUAGAAAUCUCUUAUCAAGUGGAAAAAUAUCUAUGGAAGUAUGAAUCUCAUUAAAACAUAUCAAUUAGUCAUUUUAUAUACAAUUUCAAAUUUGUGUGUGUUUGUGAAAACAUCAGACUGAAAUAAGAAGCACAGUACUACUCAAUUCAUUUACAUAUGAAACUCAAGACAGUAAUAAGUUUUAGAUCAGUAAAAUAACAUAAUAAAUCUUUUAUAUUGUUAUAAAUCAUAUAUAAGUCAUGAAUUUUUAUUAUUUACAAAAUUUCAUAAUUAUUUUUUUUGUUCAGGUAGUUAUGUAUUGUUUAAAGAUUGUGGCUCAUGAACUUUAUGUUUAUGGAAGGUUAUAAGUUCAUUGUUUCAAACAUUACCAUGACUGGAAAGGUGCUUGGCCUCACCAUUUUGGUUAUUACUUUGUAUUUAUUUUAGUCUCAGUUAACACGAUCUAUUUUCAACUCUCCUAUUAUAGUGCUUGACAUUUCAAAAAUCAUGACAUAGUUUGUUUUUAUACAGAUUUUAAAAGGUCUAUAAAUAUAUGGAAUUAGGACAAUAUAUAAGAUAAGAAAUAAUCGUUUAUUGAAUUAACAUUUGAUUCAAUUUUUUUUUUAAUAUGAACAGAUGAAAAUAUUAUUAACUGUGUUUGUUAGGGAUGUUUUCUUGAUAUGACAAAAUGGAAAUAUUUUGACAUUAAUAUUUUCUGCUGUUUUGACUAUGGACCACAGAUAUUUCAGUUACAACCAAAGAUGACAUGUCAGAAAAAAAACAGACAGAGCUUAAAGCUCAUUUUAAACUAUAUGGAAUAUUUUGCACCUUAUACUUUAGCAUUAAGGUAUAUUUAAAUUUUACCUCAAUAACACUUUGGAAAUCAAAGAAUAUAAUUAAAUUAUGAAGAUCAGAGAAAUAAUCCUAAAAUUGAGAGAUAUCUUCUUAAUAAUAUAUAGAAACUUGUAACACCAUUUGUCAUAUAAAAAACAAAGUUUUGUGAACCCUGUAAUAAAUCCAAUUAAAGUGCAUCCCCUUUAUUUAAUACAACAUUGGAAAGCAAUGUUGUAAUCUCUAAAUUUUAAAAUUAUGGAUCAUUUGCCUAAAAUGAAGGUUGAAAUAUUCAAACACUGGAUCAAUAGAUGCAAAUUUUUUUUCUAUGAAAAACCUAACAUAUAUGUAAAUGUCUUAAAAAUCAAAAAAAUAAUACAAAAGUGUAAAUCAUAAUGCAAGUUUCAUAAAAUUAUUAUUCAUAAGGUAAAAUCAGAUGUAUCUAGAAAAUGUAUUGCAAAGGAGAAACGAAAUCAUAAAUCAUUCCAUAAUCUCUUAAAAGACCAGUAAGAUUUGUAUACACACACGAUUGCCAAAAGCUUAAUGAGGUUGAAAUAAACAAAUUAUUAGUAUAAUGUGGAACCAGUAGAUAUAGGUACCAGGUAUAGCUGAUAAUUGCUCUCUUAACAUCACCCAUGGCUAGCUUGAAUAAUUAAUCAUAUAAAUGUUAAUUUUGACUGUUGUUUUGUUAUUAAUGUCUGAUCGUAAAAAGUAUAAUAGUGCAUAUAAUAAUGUCAAAAAAUAAUGUCACAAGUACUUUAAAAGGUAAUCAAUUUGGUUUAUGUAACCAAUCACUGCAUAGUUUAUAUUAAAUAUGAAUAUAUAAAGUUGUAAAUAUUCAUGGUAUUUAUUACAAUUAUUUUGAUAAACAACAUAUGAAUGUAUUUACCACUAAGGACAUAUUAAUUGUCAUUAAUUAUGUAAAUUAUAUCCUUCAGGGUCUGUCCAGGGCUAACUGCCAUGCUAUCAUAAUAAGGAAGAGGAUAUAUAAGAAAUGUGAUUGGUUUUUAUUUUUGUUAUCAUCUCAAUAGUUGUCAGAACUUUUUAUAAUUACUAUAAAUGGAUAAAGUUCCCCUGGGAAUGUAAAUUGGUGUUUGUUUUGAUAACAUUUGAUUUUUUUGUUUUUUUUCUCUUUUGAAAAGAUUUUAAGGUUUUUAAAAAUUUUUAGUUCUGACUAGUUCUGUUGACAAUUAUGAAAUCACUAAUCAUUUUGAAUACGGUAAAUUCAGAAAUUAUUGCGUGCAUUUAUUAUUGCGAUUUUGUCAUUUUAGACUUAAAUGCGAUUUUAAUUUUUACGAUUUUGAGAAAAAUCCUGUUUAAUUCAUAUAAAAUAUUUCAAAAUGCAAGUUUUAAUUAUUGCGUUUACAACUCUGUGGCAUUUUUCGCAAUAAUUAAAACCUCGUAAUAAUUUCUGAAUUUACAGUAGCAGGAACAAACAAAUCAAGGGAAACAGAGAAAAUGAAGUAAUAGGACAGGAUUUAUUUUAACAGUUGUAAAAUUCUAGCUUACUUGUGUCAUUUUUUGUAAGCCUUGAAAACUUAUGGCAGAAAAAAUGUUUCCCUCUCGGCUUUGACAACAUAGUUUCUUAUUUUAGUAAGAGACAAUUUAUUAAAACAUUUUAUUUUUUGGCUGGACAGAAAAUUGUCUGUAUUACUUUUGAUAAGAGUUAUCGUAAUUAUUAAUUCAUGUUAUUUAAAUAUUUUAGGUUAUUUCUGGUAAAAACUGAGAUAUCAGAUGUUUAGAACUUGCCUCAAUUUUUAGUAUAUACAUUUUAUAAAUAAAGAUUGUUAUAAAUUAUAUUGUUUAA
This is a messenger RNA of Mytilus californianus (California mussel), 5192 nucleotides long. Its product is annotated as CBY1-interacting BAR domain-containing protein 1-like. Lineage: Eukaryota; Metazoa; Mollusca; Bivalvia; Mytilida; Mytilidae. Gene Ontology annotation, cellular component: ciliary transition zone; ciliary basal body. The record is from RefSeq and is a predicted model, not a curated record. The coding region runs from base 76 to 1062 and encodes 328 amino acids. The transcript has 11 exons. Gene Ontology annotation, biological process: cilium assembly.